AUGGCCUCUCAUCUCGAAGCCGUAGCCCGUAGGACCAUCCAAAUCCCCUAUAGCUCGACCGUGCCGCCCACUUACGCCUUAAACCUCAACAGGUUCGUGGCCGCAAAUCCGCACGACACAAAUUUCAUCAUCACGAAGAAUGGCAAUUACGGAACCCUCAGUUGUUUAGAGUCCAAUUGCAGCAGCUUCAGCUAUUUUCUGGGCAGUUACGAAAGUGCAAUGAACAGCCAGGUCGGGGCCUAUGGUCCUUUGAACUACUACGCUCAACACGUCACAAACGACGAUGCACACGUCGCGAGCCGACAAGCCAGGCUCAACCCCAAUCCAUCCUCAUCUAAUGGUACCCCAUCCCCAAUCACCUCGAACCUGACGUCCGAGAAUUCUUCGCUCUCCCAGAUGAGGACGGUGAAGCCGACUCCUUCUCGCAAGCGGUCUAGUGACUGUAUCGAGCUCUCAGACUCCGAAACCGAAUCUCCGAAGGCAAAGCGUGUCAAACUCGAUUCGCCCUCCAAGGUCCCCUUUGGAACCGUCAACUCUAACGUCCCUACGAAUACUUCUCCUCGCACAUCAUCCAUCGCGCAUGCAACUUCUACCUCAUCCGGAGCUGUCUCAUUUGCUCCCAACAUUUCUCUACAAAACACUGUCGCCUUACCAGUACCAUCCACAUCAACGGCGGCCUCGCUCACUCCGUCUACGGUCAACCCACUCCAUGUCCAUGCUCGACCUGCAACUUCUUUCCCUAUCGCACCGACGACAGCCAGCUUUGGAGUUCCAGUCACGAAUCCAUAUCCCACCGCAUCAGCUCUAUUAUCCACUCCGUCUCAACAAGCAACUAACUUCAACGAUUUUGCAUCUUCCGCUCUCGACUCUCUUGCGGCUGAUCCUACACUUGACUAUGAUGAUUUCUCUUCUUUCCAACGCCAAGGCCAUAGCUCUAUCCCUGGUCGUCGCUAUGCCGGUCUAGACGUUCGCUCUUUUAUUGAACAAUAUAAUCAGGAGGACUUUGGCAGUGAUAGUAGCGUCAAAGACGGACUCCAGAAGCUCGACCUCACGCAGCUCGGGGAGUGCUUGCCUGGAAUGACCACAUCCUUGCUUGCUCACCAAGUCAUUGGUGUAGCGUGGAUGAAGUCGAGAGAGGCUGAGAAUGCGAGGUAUUGCCAAGGUGGUAUCCUUGCUGACGCCAUGGGCCUUGGGAAGACCGUCCAGACGAUUGGUCUGAUGUGUGCUAACCCCUCAGGUGACCCUGAUUGCCACGCUACUCUCAUUGUCGCCCCGCUUGCUUUGCUCGAACAAUGGAAACAGGAAAUCAUGUGGAAGACCGAGGAAGAUACAUUCAAGGUCCUCAUUUAUCACGGCCCCAAUCGUCCAAAGUCCAAGAAGAAGAUCUCAAAAUACGACGUCGUCCUCACCACAUACCAUACCUUGGCCAAUGAAUGGCCGGACGAGUCCAAGAAGAAAAAGAAAUCCAAAAAUGCAGAGCAAGAUUUCAUCAUAGAAGAUGGUGAAGAGGAAGAGAAGAAGAAGUGUGGCCCUUUGAUGGAUAUUCACUGGUACCGUGUUGUCCUCGACGAAGCACAAAAUAUUCGCAAUCACAGAACAAGGGCAUCAUCAGUAGUGACACAUCUCAUCGCAGAAAAACGCUGGUGCUUGACGGGAACCCCUCUCACAAAUGGUUUACUCGAUGCUUUCGGACUCCUUCGCUUCAUUCAGCACAAUCCUUUCGCAGACUGGGACCGGUUUAGAUUACAUAUCAUGCGCGCAAAUGAGACUACGGGCGCUCAACGACUCCAGCACAUUUUUGGUCCAGUGAUGAUGCGGCGCAAUAAACAGUCUACCCUCGAAGGCCGCAAGAUAAUCGAACUCCCGCCUCGUAAUGAGGACUGGGUGGAGCUGACAAUGUCCCCCGAAGAACGCGAAAUCUACGACUUUGUUGAACAGAAAUCUCAAGUGCGAUUCAACCGUUUCUUGCAAGCCGGAACCGUUCUUAAAAACUACUCCCAAGUUCUCGUUAUGCUCAUGCGACUUCGCCAAAUCUGCGUUCAUCCUUGUCUUCUCAAGGCAUACGAAUCAGCAUUUGAAGUCACCGACACAAGAGCUCCCGAAGCAAGAAAGGUUGUGGAAGAUGCCGCAAACCUAGUCUCGAACGCAUUCGUGGCCCUCGUGAAAAAGAACUUGCGUGAUGCUGCAAUCGAACACAUGAAGAAUGAAAAGCUCAUGGGAAACGAGGCCACGGUUGACGACAACUGUCCCAUCUGCCUCGAACCGUUUGGUAUCGAUGCUGUGGUAGCAGCUCCUUGUGCACAUCAAUUCUGCCGCCCUUGUAUUCAAGGCCAUAUAGCCCGUCCUCGAACCGAGGAGGAUAAUCAAUUCAAGGAUCACGAACGAGAUUGUCCGUGCUGUCGACAAACAAUAUCUCUCAACCUUCUCUUCGAGCGUGCCCCAUUUGAACCCACGAAUGAAGAGUUAGAGCUCGCAGAUGACACACUCGACUCGCUCGAAAUCAGUUGGACUGUCGGUGAAGACGGUAAAGGCAGCUACCAGGCAAAAUUUAGCAAGAAGAAAUCCCGCAAGAGUCGAUUCGAUGACUACUCCGAUUUGGAGGAUUUUAUUGUUGACGAUGACACUGUAGAUCAAGACAAGGCCUCGUAUAAGUCGAAGGACAGAGUCAAGCGAAAGACCAGCCACAAACCUCGUGUCAUACUGUCAGAUGACGAUACCGAAGACGAAGUACCGAAAUCCAAGGCGUCCAAGAUCAAGAAACCGGACGAGGACGAUGAUGAAUACUUGCACUCAGACGAUGGUGACGACGAGAUGGAUGUCCUCGAUCAGAUUCGUACGGCUGUCUCGAAAUAUGCGGAGAGGAAGCAGAUCAAGGAGGCCGAAGAUGCGAUUAUCGACCUUGACUCUGAUUCUGAAGACAAUGGCGAGCCUAAACCCUCACGCACGCUGAUUUUCGAUCCCGUACUGCAACCGCAGAUGAUGUCCUCCUUCAUGCCCAGCACAAAGCUACAGUAUAUGAUGCGCUACAUUGAAGAGGUGGCCAGAGCGAACCCCGACGAAAAGACCAUGGUCGUUUCCCAAUGGACAAGUGCACUCGAUCUCUGCAGUGACUACCUCAGAGAACGCGGUAUCAGCUUUGUCACAUAUCAAGGCAGUAUGAACGCUCGGGCGCGAACCGAGGCUGUCAACAAAUUCAUGACCAAAUCCAAAGUCAGCGUCAUGUUGAUGUCUGUCAAGUGCGGUGGCGUAGGCUUGAAUUUGACGAGGGCAUCUCGUGUCAUCUCCCUCGACAUGUCUUGGAAUGCUGCGACGGACCAGCAAUGCUUCGACCGUGCGCACCGUCUUGGUCAACAACGUGAAGUAUUCAUCGAGCGUUUGACAAUCAAGGACACGGUCGAGCAGCGAAUGCGGCUGAUACAAGAAAGAAAGCAAGGCCUUUCUGAUGCUGCUCUCGGCGAAGGUGCUUCCAGCCGUGUGCGUCUGACCAUCGGUGAACUCGCUACUCUAUUUGGUCUGGGCAACUGA
Messenger RNA from Serendipita indica DSM 11827, 3525 nucleotides. NCBI's taxonomy places the organism in Eukaryota, Fungi, Basidiomycota, Agaricomycetes, Sebacinales, Serendipitaceae. The record is from the annotation of a GenBank genome assembly.